Molecule: messenger RNA, 1780 nt
Organism: Dissoconium aciculare CBS 342.82
Lineage: Eukaryota; Fungi; Ascomycota; Dothideomycetes; Mycosphaerellales; Dissoconiaceae
Product: DnaJ-domain-containing protein
Exons: 1
Coding region: 421-1500 (359 amino acids)
Biological process (GO): translational initiation
Cellular component (GO): cytosol
Molecular function (GO): protein-folding chaperone binding
Source: RefSeq, a predicted model, not a curated record
CUACGGUCUUGACAGAGCGCGCAUCUCAAAAUCGAAGCAUUGGAAUGGCGCAAUGCGACGUUCAAUGAAAGUCAAUUGUUUUGCGCAUGCAAUCUAAGCCUGCUUCAGAAAUUACCAACUACCACAUUCCGAGGUCGCAUACAGAAGCUUCUCGAACAUCCUACGCUAUUGAUCACCCGCGCGCUACCGCUUGCGCCUGCAUACUUAUCCACGGACGGUCUCUGUCGUGAUUGCAGGUUGUCGGUACUGACGCCGACAUCAUUACUAUCCAAACUUCAAGUACGACCAGCCCAACUUGAAAAUCACCAAUACGCCUGCGACACACACGCAGUCCAGAAUUGAGGGUAGAGCCUACGACCAAGUGGAGCUGCGCCCAGCUCACGUGCUCAUUGGAUCUGAAGCACUUUCACCACAUCAAAGAUGGUUGCCGACACAAGGCUCUACGAUCGUCUCGGCGUGUCGUCAACUGCCACAAACGACGAAAUCAAAAAGGCAUACCGGAAGAAUGCACUUAAAAAUCACCCCGACAAGAAUCCCGCAGGCGCGGAGAAAUUCAAAGAAGCCUCGGAAGCAUACGAAAUCCUGUCAGAUGCAGACAAGAGGAGAAAUUAUGACAAUUACGGCUACGACUUCGUGAUGGGGAAAGCUGGGCCGCCGCCCGACUCCUCUGGUGGUGGGAAUCCUUUUGGAGGAGGCAUGCCAGGUGGGAUGGGAGGCAUGCCAGAAGGAAUGGGCGGUAUGCCUGGAGGAUUUGGUGGGAUGCCGGGCGGUGCUAGUUUCCGAUUCAGCACUGGUGGAGGAGGCAGAGGAGGUAUGCCGCGCGCUGCUGAAGAUAUCUUUUCACAUUUCAUGCAGGAUGGUGGUAUGGACGGCGAGGAUGACUUUUUUGCCUCGCUGGGAGGGAGGGGUGGUUUCGGCGGGGCAUUUGGCGGUCGAUCCAGCCGUAAGCGUGAGCCCCAAUUGGAGACCACAGUGGUUGAGAAACCAUUAGUCGUCACACUCGAGGACAUUUUCAAUGGAGUCUCCAAAAAGCUCAAAGUUGCGCGCAAGACAUAUGAUCCUCAAACAGGAGUGCAACGACUCGAGGAUAAGAUUCUCAGCGUACCGAUCAAACGCGGCCUAAAGGCAGGAAGCAAGAUCAAGUAUCCUGACAUGGGCGAUCAGGUCGAGGGAGGCGUGCAGGAUCUUCAUUUCAUCGUCAAGGAGAAGCCUCAUGUUCUCUUUGAGCGUGACGGCGACGACAUUAUUCACAAUGUGGAGAUCUCCCUCAAGGAAGCGCUCACAGGCUGGAGACGGACGGUGCAAACGAUUGACGGAAAACAAGUUUCGGUCGAGAACACAGGACCAACACAGCCCGAUUGGACCGAAAAAUUCCCCGAUCUCGGUAUGCCGAAGAGCAAGUCGCCCAAUAUCCGCGGAAAUUUCAUCGUCGGAGUGAAAAUCAAAUACCCAACAAGUCUGACUGCGCAGCAAAAGCAACAACUGAAAGAAAUUCUAUAAGAUUCUGGGAAUUUUGGGUUUGGAAUACGGUGUAGACGGCGCGGAGGAUUUGAGGGUAUUUCGUUUCACAUGCAGGAUCGAUGCCUUGUCGGGCUUUAUGGGCGCAAGGCGAAGAGUGAUUUAGCGUUUCUUUACUACCGCAUGAGAGGCACGUCAGGAAAAGUCUCCGGGUAACGUCCAAAACGAGCUAUUGAUUUAUGAAUACGAAAACGAAAACAAUUCACAUGGUUGACCUCCUUUUGUGGUGACGAUUAACGAAUGUCAAAGAUUGUAUCCCUGA